Molecule: messenger RNA, 1355 nt
Organism: Acanthopagrus latus (yellowfin seabream)
Lineage: Eukaryota; Metazoa; Chordata; Actinopteri; Spariformes; Sparidae
Exons: 4
Coding region: 9-1136 (375 amino acids)
Biological process (GO): response to bacterium
Source: RefSeq, a predicted model, not a curated record
UCAACACGAUGACAUCUCCAGUGGUGGCUCUCUUUCUUCUCACAUGGUUGCUCUUGGUGAAAAUGGCUCAGACGGCUGAUCUGAAAUUCUCUUCAUCUGGUCGUCAGGAGAGAAGAUUUGUAUCAGUUACAACUGGGGACAACUUGACUUUGCAGUGUCUCUCUAAAGACGAUGUUUUUCCUCCAAGACUUCGCUGGUAUAAACAAACUCUAAGUAAGAAUCCAAGGCUCAUCUCUAAUUACUACAAGUAUGAAACAGAUGUCACUUUUUAUGAUGAGUUCAAGAACAAUCCACGCUUCACGCUGGAUACAAAAAAUGGCAAGAAUCACUUAAUGAUCACUGAUUUGAACAUUUCAGACUCUGCUACCUACUACUGCAUAAAGUUCUAUGCAAACGAUUUGACGUUUUUAGAGGACAUUACUGUCAGCGUGAUGGGUUCAGGUUUGAACGUCCCAGCUCGAGUCCAUCAGUCAGCAUCUGGGAGCAUCCAGCCAGGAGGCUCUGUGACUCUGAACUGUACAGUACACACUGGGACCUGUGAUGGAGAACACAGUGUUUACUGGUUCAAACACUCUCAAGAAUCUCAUCCAGGACUCAUUUACACCCAUGGAGGCAGGAAUGAUCAGUGUGAGAGGAAAGGCAACACACAAACACGCACCUGUGUCUACAACUUGCCAAUGGAGAGCCUGAAUCGUUCUGACGCUGGGACCUACUACUGUGCUGUUGCUUCAUGUGGACACAUACUGUUUGGAAACGCAACCAAGCUGGCCUCUAAGGAUGAGGUGGACUGUCUCACCUUGGUGUAUUUCUUGAGUGGCGCUUUGACAUUAACCAUUGUCCUGGUGGUUUUGCUGGCUCUCUCAGUGUUCAAGAUGAAGAAGAGAAAGAGCUGCCAGUCGACGGGUAACUGGAACUUUUAUCAUUUCUUCUUUUUUUUUUAUUGGUUCUCUGAUUUCCUGUUUUUGUAUCCAGAGUCUCAAGCAAGCUCUCCACCUUCCUCCACAGAAAAUGCAGCGGGUAACCAAGAAGCUGAAAACCUCCAUUAUGCUGCUUUAAGUGUUAACCGAACCAAGAGAACAAGAAGACAGAGGAACAACACCAACAACGAAUGUGUUUACUCCAGUGUGAAGCUCUAGAACUGUAUGUGUUUUUUGCAUUGCAUGAGUACGGUGUCAGUUCUCCCAAGAAUCUUUUGGGUGCUGUCACAUAGGAUUAGAUGUAGAUCCUCUGAUUUAAAUUUCUUGUGAUAUGGUUCCAUGGAUAAUUAGUUUUCUCACUGAAAUCAUCUAUCGAAACUCUUAACGUACCAGUAAAUUUAGAAGAACAAUUAUUUUCUUCAAGCUCCAAUUAGGCUU